AUGCAGUUGAGGGGUUCGAAAGAAUUGUGCACACGAAUUGUGUUGACCAGGUUGUCGAGCGGAGCGGAGUACAAGGAUCUCCUGCUAGUCAAUCUUCUCACCAAUCGUUUGGACCCGGUGACCCGCCGAGUUUGCGAGGAGUUUUCAUCCACGAAGGAGCAGGAUACUUUGGAGGAUCUGACGGAGUUUCUGCAGCGAAGGAUUCGUGUUCUCGAGUCGCUUCCAACGAAGGCGGCUGAGUCUAGGGGUGCUCAAUCGUGGCAGCAACAACCUCAGAGGCAGAGGCAGUCCACAGCGAAGACCAGUUACAGCACGAUGCAGUCAUCGUCAGGAGCACGAUGUGUGGCAUGUAAGGAGAGCCACUACCUCCAUCAAUGUGGCGUGUUCCAACGGAUGUCGGUGACUGACAGAGAUGCCCUGCUGAAAACCCACUUCCUCUGCAGGAAUUGUUUCCGAGUGGGUCAUUUGUCCAAGGAGUGCCAGUCCAAGUUCAAUUGCAAGAAUUGUAAGGGUCGUCACCACACUUUGGUGUGUUUCAGGUCGGAGAAGGAUAGUUCUGCAAAGGUCGCAGCGGUUGCUAGGGGCAACCAUCCUUCAAUCCCAAAGGAGUCCUCCGGAGUCAACGAAGCUUCUGGUUCGGGUUCCUCUCAGGUGGUCAAUAUGACGGCCACCGACAUUUCGGUUUCUGGUGCGGCUCAACAAUAUUCUUCGCAAGUUUUGCUGGCAACUGCGGUCAUCGUCGUGGAAGAUGAUCAAGGUGGAAGGUUUCCUGCUCGCGCUUUACUGGAUUCGGGCUCAGAGAGCAACUUCAUCACGGAGCGACUGAGUCAACGGAUGAAGACCCAAAGAGAAAAGGUGGAUAUAUCGGUGCGAGGAAUCGGUCAAGCAGGAACCAAGGUCAAAUACAAAAUACAAGCGGUGGUGCGGUCGCGAGUGUCUCCUUUCUCGCAAGCAAUGGACUUUCUCGUUCUUCCCAACGUAACGGUGAAUCUGCCAACUGCUACAAUGCGCACGGAAGGUUGGUCGAUACCCCCAGGAAACAAACUGGCAGAUCCCGCUUUCUUCGAGUCCAGUAGACUGGACUUGGUACUCGGUAUCGAAUCAUUUUUCGAUUUCUUCGAAACCGGUCAAAGAAUUAACCUAGGCAACCAAUUGCCGACGCUGAACGAAUCGGUUUUCGGAUGGGUGGUGUGUGGAGGUUUAUCCAAUUCACAUCAGGAUCUGCACAUUACCUGCAACGCUUCCGCAACAGAGAAACUAGAAUCUCUAGUUGCCAGGUUCUGGUCUAGCGAAGAGGUUGGUUCGGUCAAGGUACUCUCACAGGAGGAAAAACGAUGUGAGGACCUAUUCCAAAAUACAGUCCAACGGAAUCCCGAUGGCAGGUACACGGUUACACUCCCGAAGGAGGAAGGCGCUAUUCAACGGUUGGGCGAAUCCAAGGACAUUGCGAUCCGGCGUCUUCAAGGUACGGAGCGACGGCUGGCGAGAAAUGCCAACUUGCACAAAAGCUACCACAAUUUCAUGGAGGAAUACGAGUCGAUGGGGCACAUGGAGAAGGUCGAAGGGGCGGCCUUAACAACAAAACAGCGGUGUUUUCUACCGCAUCAUCCCGUUUUCAAGGAGGACAGCACUACUACUAAGGUCAGGGUGGUGUUCGAUGCCUCUUGCUCAACAUCGUCCGGCGUAUCGCUCAACGACGUGCUGCUGACUGGACCGGUAAUACAGGAUGAUCUCAGAUCAAUCAUUAUGCGAAGCCGUACCAAGCGAGUCAUGCUCGUUUCUGACGUUGAGAAGAUGUUUCGGCAGAUUUGGGUUAACCUGGAGGAUAGGGCUUUGCAGUGUAUCCUGUGGUGCUCAGAUUCUGAAGACAGCAGCAGUGUAUAUGAAUUGAAGACCGUUACGUACGCUUGCGGUGGAUGGAGAAAUAUCAUAUCCCUCGGAUCACGUGCGGCGAGUGAAGACACCUAUAUGGAUGAUGUUAUCACGGGAGCAGACACGGUGGAAGAAACCUGUGAGUUGCGGAAACAGCUGAGUGAUAUGAUGGAAGAAGGCGGUUUUAGACUCAGAAAAAAGUUUAGCGAUUCAAGCGGGGACGGAAUCAUCUUGGACCCGGAUCCGUCCAUCAAAACCCUCGGGCUUAUCUGGAUGCCGAAGAGUGAUCAGCUGAAAUUCAGCUUCAACAUUCCUCCGGUGCGACCAAGGCAGCAGUACAGUAAAAGGGAGGUACUCUCGAUUAUAGCUACGCUAUUCGACCCUUUGGGGUUACUCGGAGCCGCAAUCACAUCUGCUAAAAUUGUGAUGCAGCUGCUGUGGAAAUAUAGGGACGACGACGAUCGUGCGCUGGACUGGGACCAGCCCAUACCUUCGACGGUGUAUUUUUGGACAGACUCUACCUGUGUCCUGCGUUGGAUCAAGGCCUUACCGACAACCUGGACUACGUACAGUGCUAAUCGAGUGUCAAAAAUCCAGACGCUCACAAAUCCAGAACAGUGGAGGCACGUUCCAGGAAUAGAAAAUCCGGCCGAUCUUAUUUCGAGAGGCCUCAUGCCGCAAGAGAUCAUGCACAACGAUUUCUGGUGGCAUGGACCGAGAUGGCUGGAGAAGCAACCCGAAAAUUGGCCAGAAUCUUCAGAGCUAUCAAGCGGAGCUGAAGCGGAGAAGGAAAAGAGACAUACAGCUGUCGCAUGUAUGAACUCAUCAGUCGAGGAGUUUAACGAAUGGUACCUAGGACGAUCCUCAUCGUACAUCGAGCUCGUCAGGCGAACUGCCUAUUGGUUACGGUACCUGAAUCUGCUGCGAACACCACGAGAUCAUAGGAAUCCACCGAAGUUCCUCACAACAGCGGAGCUGAAGGGAGCAGAAAUCAACUUGGUAUGGAGAGUUCAGCAGGAAUUUUUCGUGGAGGAAUGGAAGGCACUGUCCAAAGGAGACUCUGUUCCGAGUAGGUCGCCACUGCGUUGGUUUAGCCCGUACAUAUCAGAGGAUCAGGUUAUUAGAGUAGGAGGACGACUAGCGCAUUCGAAAGAGACAGAGGAUACGAAGCACCCGAUGGUUUUACCAGCACGCCAUCAGCUUACAAGGCUGAUUCUACGUUAUUUCCAUGAAAAAUUACUGCAUGCGGGGCCGCAGUUAUUAUUGGCUACUGUUCGAUUACGUUUCUGGCCGCUUGGAGGAAGAAGCGUGGUUCGAAGCGUAGUACAUCAAUGCAUGAAGUGCUUUCGGGCGAAGCCAUCAUCAAUCGAGCAGUUUAUGGGAGAGCUGCCAGCGCCACGUGUUACCGUAUCCCGACCGUUUUCUCAGACCGGCGUAGAUUAUUGUGGGCCAUUUUUUGUCCGGCCAGCACCUCGCCGCCCAGUGGUAAAAAUGUAUGUCGCUGUGUUCAUUUGCUUGUGUACCAAGGCGGUGCAUCUCGAACUUGUUUCGGACCUGACUACUGACAGGUUCAUCCAAGCCCUGCGUCGAUUCUCGGCCAGAAGAGGAAAAUGCGAAGAUUUGUACUCCGACAAUGGCACAAACUUCGUUGGAGCGCGGAACAAGUUGAAGGAAUUGGACGAGCUACGAGACACUGCUCGGAACAAGGGACACGAUGGCAUUUUAACCCGCCGAGUGCUCCUCAUUUUGGAGGCCUAUGGGAGGCCGCGGUACGGUCCGCCAAGAUUCAUCUUGUGA
This is a messenger RNA of Armigeres subalbatus, 3669 nucleotides long. RefSeq lists its product as uncharacterized. The transcript is spliced from 5 exons. Gene Ontology annotation, molecular function: nucleic acid binding; zinc ion binding. The coding region runs from base 1 to 3669 and encodes 1222 amino acids. The record is from RefSeq and is a predicted model, not a curated record. Lineage: Eukaryota; Metazoa; Arthropoda; Insecta; Diptera; Culicidae.